AUAACAUGAUCCCCAUCUUUCUGAGCGGACUCAUAACGCGACAGAUGGUUUCACUACGCUUUCCCCUUCUGUUCUGACCGAAACUGCUGUUGUUUAAGAAAAAAAUCUUGUUGCUGGUUUUGGGUUUUUUUGGAUGCGCCAUGCAAUCUCGUUGGUGGAGUUGUGGCAUUCGGUUGGUGACAUGGACAUGGAUUUGGAGCCUGGCAUUUCUUGGAGCGUGGUGCAUUCCCGCAAACGAAGUGAACCUGCUGGAUUCCCGCUCUGUGAUGGGAGACCUGGGAUGGGUGGCCUACCCUAAGAAUGGGUGGGAGGAGAUUGGGGAAGUAGACGAGAACUAUGCUCCCAUCCACACCUACCAAGUAUGCCGUGUGAUGGAGCAAAACCAGAACAACUGGCUCCACACCAACUGGAUCCUGACUGAGGGUGCCCAGCGGGUAUUUAUUGAGCUCAAGUUCACCCUGAGAGACUGCAACAGCCUGCCAGGGGGUGUCGGGACCUGCAAGGAGACUUUUAAUAUGUAUUACUAUGAAACAGAUGGGGACGAAGAAGAGAUGGAGGAAGGAGAGAUGAGAGAUGGUACCGGGAUGACAGAAGAGGAAGACAGGGCAAUGAAGGAGAGCAGGUACAUCAAAAUUGAUACCAUAGCAGCUGAUGAGAGCUUCACUGAGCUGGACCUUGGGGAUCGUGUGAUGAAGCUUAACACUGAAGUCCGCGAUUUAGGUCCUCUGACCCGGAAAGGCUUCUACUUGGCAUUUCAGGAUUUAGGGGCCUGCAUUGCUUUAGUCUCAGUGAGGGUUUUCUACAAACGCUGCCCAUUCUUGGUGAAGAGCUUGGCUGAGUUCCCUGACACAAUCCCAGGCUCAGAAGCCUCACAGCUGGUAGAGGUAGUGGGCCGCUGUGUCAAUAACUCCCUGCCUUUAUACGAGCCUCCCAGGAUGCAUUGCAGCACAGAGGGAGAGUGGCUGGUGCCCAUUGGGAAGUGUGUUUGCCAGCCGGGAUUUGAGGAAAUCAACGGAUCUUGUCAAGUCUGCAAAGUGGGGUUUUACCGCUCGCUGCUGGAGUCUUUGGCCUGUAGUAAAUGUCCACCUCACAGUGUGGCCAGACAGAUGGGAGCCACUGCUUGCAGCUGUGAAGACGGAUACUUUAAGCUAGACUCUGACCCUUCUAAUAUGGCGUGCACACGCCCUCCAUCUGCUCCUCGUAAUGCUAUUUCUAAUGUCAACGAGACCAGCGUCUUCUUGGAGUGGUCCAUUCCUAUGGAUACAGGUGGCAGGAAGGAUGUGCGAUAUAACGUCAUCUGUAGACAGGUCCUGCCAGACGGAAGGGGCUUGGAAGAGUGCGGUCCCAAUGUACGUUUUCUGCCACGCCGCACUGGCCUGUCGAACACCUCAGUGAUGGUGGCUGACCUGCAGUCACACACCAACUACAGCUUCUUAUUGGAAGCCGUCAACGGAGUGUCAGACCUAGCCAAAGGCCAUGCAAAGCAGUAUGUGUCACUUAAUGUGACAACCAAUCAGGCAGCACCGUCCCCUGUGAGUGUGGUGAGGAAAGGUCAUACAGGGAAGAGCAGCAUUGCCCUUUCUUGGGCAGAGCCUGAUCGUCCCAACGGCAUCAUCCUAGAGUAUGAGAUCAAGUAUUUUGAAAAGGAACAGGACUCCAGUUACACAAUAAUAAAAUCCAAGGAUACUGAAAUGGUGGUGGAAGGCCUGAAGCCCUCUUCAGCUUACAUCUUCCAGGUACGAGCCAGGACCUCAGCAGGCUAUGGUGCAUUUAGCCGGCGCUUUGAAUUCCAGACCAGCCCUUACUUAACUGCUACUAGUGAGCGUGCUCAAGCUUCGAUAGUAGCGGUGGCCAUCACACUGGCUCUGGUCCUGCUGGCAGUGGUUGCUGGAUUCCUGCUCAGUGGGCGGCGCUGUGGCUAUAGCAAAGCAAAGCAAGAUCCCGAAGAGGAAAAGAUGCACUUCCACAAUGGCCACAUAAAAUUUCCAGGGGUGCGUACUUAUAUCGAUCCCCUCACCUAUGAAGAUCCCAACCAGGCAGUGCAUGAAUUUGCCCAGGAGAUUGACGUUUCAUACAUCUCCAUUGAAAGGAUCAUUGGUGCUGGGGAAUUUGGUGAAGUGUGCAGUGGACCGCUGAGGCUGCCCGGGAAACGAGAGAUCCAGGUUGCCAUUAAGACCUUGAAAGCAGGCUACACAGAGCAGCAAAGACGUGACUUUCUUUGGGAGGCGUCAAUCAUGGGCCAGUUUAACCACCCAAACAUCAUCCGUCUGGAGGGUGUGGUUACUAAGAGCAAGCCGGUGAUGAUCAUCACAGAAUACAUGGAGAAUGGCUCAUUGGACACUUUUCUCAAGAAAAAUGAUGGCCAGUUUACUGUAAUCCAGCUGGUUGGUAUGCUGCGUGGGAUUGCAUCUGGCAUGAGAUACCUGUCUGACAUGGGCUAUGUCCACCGUGAUCUAGCGGCUCGUAACAUCCUGGUCAACAGUAACCUUGUGUGUAAAGUGUCUGAUUUUGGUCUAUCCCGAGUCCUGGAAGAUGAUCCGGAGGCUGCAUAUACCACGCGGGGCGGAAAGAUUCCCAUUCGCUGGACGGCUCCAGAAGCAAUUGCAUACAGGAAGUUCACCUCGGCUAGCGAUGUGUGGAGUUAUGGGAUUGUCAUGUGGGAAGUGAUGUCAUACGGAGAGAGGCCCUACUGGGAGAUGUCCAAUCAAGACGUAAUAAAAGCAGUGGAGGAAAGCUAUAGGUUGCCAGGUCCUAUGGACUGUCCUGAGGCCCUGUACCAUCUUAUGAUGGACUGCUGGCAGCGAGAACGCAGCAACCGUCCCAAGUUUGAUGAGAUUGUUUGCCUGCUAGACAAAUUCAUCCGGAACCCCAGCUCGUUAAAAAAGCUUGUCAACUCCUCACACAGAGUUUCCAACCUGUUAGUGGAGCAUGCCAGCGUAGAAGGGAACUGUAGCACUCAAAGCCAGACUGUAGGAGAGUGGCUUGACUCCAUCAAGAUGGGACGUUACACUGAACUGUUUAUGGAAGGAGGUUACUCUUCACUGGAAACAGUGGCUCAGAUGACAUCAGAGGAUUUGCGAAGAGUAGGCGUGAACUUGGCUGGACACCAGAAAAAAAUUAUUACUAGCAUUCAGGAGAUGAGGGUCCAUAUGAACAGCACCAACUCUACUGUAAACAUAUGAUGUGAAAUACAAACAUACAGACACAUGCACACUCGUACACUCGCACACAAACACAGAAAAACAAUAUAUGGACCUACUAUGUACUGGACCUAGAGUGGCUUAGCACUUUCUGUGGACGAGGAUACCCAGUGUUCUACCGAUCUAAACUGGAGGAUCCACAUGUUGUUGGUUCCUGUGUGUGGAGUUUGCGUUGGUGUCAUUGGGAAUAUUGGAUAUUGCAGCACUAAAACCAAACUGAACUGGACUGAGUGGUGCUACUUGGAGGGAUGAUGAUGGUGAGCUCAAUAUGAACUUAAGUAAUGGUUUUACUUUAAUUAUUCAAUUAUAUGACUCUGGGGAUCCUCUUGGCACUGUUUUGGAUACCUAAAUCACAGACAGCAGAUCUAACUCUGAGAGCAACCAUAAAGUUUUUGGCUGUAUCACAGAUGUGAGUUUAUACACUGGGCUCGAAGGGAACCUUUUCAACCUGUCUCAGGUGAGCUGAGCCCCGUGGAACAAAAAAAGUACUUGCUGAUUCUUUGGCAACUUUCUCCAUCGAGAUUACCGUUCCAUCAGGUUUCACUGAAUUAAUUUCCAUAUAUUGAACCAUUAUCAUUAUUUAAAUUAAUGUCAAUAUUUGCUUUGACAUGCUGAUGUGCUUGUGGUUUUGAUUUUUACCCAUUUCUACCACAUCUUCAUGUGCAAAACUGAAGCUAAAAUCUAUUUUAAUCAUCCAUAUUCAUAUUCACUGUCAUUUACUUAAUUAUCUUCCAAAGCAAUGAAAGACAAGAAUAGAUACUUGACCUUUGCUGUUUUAAAAUACUAGAUCUUAAGAAUGGUUCUUACAGAGCCUAAAAAAGAGAAGUGAAAACAAACAAAUAAAGACAUGAAGAUUUACACUUAAAUAUACUCUCUACAGCUGUUCUUCUGGAUGAAUGUAUAGCACUGCUACAAUGUGGCAAUAAAACCAUUCUAGUCCUUAAAACCAGCUUCUGAAUGAGGCCACUGAUUGUAUGUUAUUCAGCUGGCUUUGCUCUAUGUGUAAGACCUUUCACUUACAGUGAAGUUACGACAAAGCAAUGCAUAUUUUAAUUGUAAACUGUUCUAUUAGCUGAAAAAUUCACACAUAUUUUAGUGAAAUAUUCACUCAGAUUGCAGGCAAGCAGCACAUGGAACACUGAAAUCGCUUAAAAACCUUCACUUCAAAGUCUAGGAGAAGAUUUUGCUGAGAUUCAAAAGAAGCAUUUGCUUAUGAGUAAAUCUUUCAUCCAGAUUCCAAAUAACCUUAAGGUAGGAUCCACACUGGAACUGGACAUUUUUAAUUUGACAUCCAUUCAUCGAUCGCGCAUUUUCAAAUUAAACUCCACUUCAUGUUUAAAUGUGGUUCCAGUAGAAUACAACUGGAACAAACUGACACUCGUCAAAGGUUCAUUCAAUCCUGAUGGAACAUUUGUUCAUGUAAUAAUGGAACUGCCAUUCAGAUUCUCAUGGAAGGGAUCACAAAGAUUCCAACAAGACUGUUUACUGGUAUUCUAAUGGAACAUUUUCCUCAGAUUUUAAGGGAACUUCUACAAGGAUUUCAAUGCAGCCUUCUCUCAAGAGUGCACUCGGAUCUUCAUCAAGCCUUCACUUAGAACCAACAAACUUCAGGUACCGCAGAAACCCAUCAGCACUCUGUUCAGUUUACCAUGCCGCGGAGAAUCUCUCACACGCAUGUCUGCAACACCACAAUAAACCUCACUCUAACAGGACUGCUGAAAAUAAGGAGGCAAUAUUCAUCUACUUGAUAAUCGUUUAUUUAUUUCUACUUGUUUGAAAAAAGAGCAAAAGUUAUGUGGACAGUUUGUGUUUUAUAAUAAUACUCUCUCUUGGACUACUGAGCAGCUUUGCCUACAUGUCUUUCAUGUAUAUAAUGUAUUAUAUAUUUAAAGCAGGGAGCAUUGUUCUUCUGUCUGCUAUCAUGUGGACAAGUGGAUAUUGACCAGUCAUCUCAGAGUAGAACACAUUAGUAAAUAGUGACAGAUAUUCUGAAUCGGCAUUCCUGCUACAUAGACCUGGGCCGCUAUCGAGUGGGGGCAACCAGCACAACUGUCCCCAGAUAAGGGUCCCCAGAAGGGUAUGCAAAAGAGCAAAUAUUUAUCUUAUGUUGUUGGUGAUUAUGUUUCAUUUUACAUUUUUUUUGGUGCAAGACCUAGAAAUAUUUUUCAGUGGCCCUAAAUGAGAGCAGCAAGAAAAGCUUUGUUGACACUAGAAGUAGAUGAGAAUUAUGAACAGGGACUGAUGAAUUUCUGGUGUAUUGUAUGGUAUAAACAUAUACAAUGAUGUCAAUGAUCAAGCCCUUGCUUUACUUCUCUUUGGUAUGGUAUGUUAUACGUAGAUUGCUACUCAGUGCUUUAUUGCUAAAACUUGACCUUUUUUCACUGCAUUGUUCACCUAAAGAGAAGCUACGUUCUCACAUUAUAUCUGUGCUAACAUGCUUAUAUUUGUAUCAGUUAGUGUACUGCUAGUGUUGGGGUAUACAGAUGGAAAUGCAAUGAGAUUGUAGAA
Molecule: messenger RNA, 5708 nt
Organism: Maylandia zebra (zebra mbuna)
Lineage: Eukaryota; Metazoa; Chordata; Actinopteri; Cichliformes; Cichlidae
Product: EPH receptor A5
Biological process (GO): axon guidance; protein phosphorylation; ephrin receptor signaling pathway
Cellular component (GO): dendrite; plasma membrane
Molecular function (GO): ATP binding; transmembrane-ephrin receptor activity; protein binding
Source: RefSeq, a predicted model, not a curated record